CUAAAUUUGCUGUGGUCGAAUACCCAGUGCGCCGCGCUGUCGUUGACCCAAUGAAGGCGUAUUACUUCCGGAUAAAAACCGCAAAGCAUUAUGGAACUUGCAGUACUUUUUUGUGGGGGUUGCUAAGGAGAUUCGAUGUCAACAAGCUACACCCACUCGCCCUCAUUGAGUGUCAGACGGACAAAAUAGAGGCCAGCUUGUCAGACAUGAGUCAGUUCUUGGGCCGUCAGGACUGUAUCGAAAGCCUCCGAAAAGACCUGGUGGACCUUCAAGGUGCCAUUCUGGACGUCUUCUCUAGAACCGGACCAGUCCGCUUUCCCUCCUGGAAGUUCCCUGAUAAACUCUCGUGUGAUCUGGACAUGGUAGCUCUGCUGGAGCAAUAUGACUUUGUGGAUGGGGAGGAUGCUUUCAAUCAACACUCCCAUAUUGUCUUACUGGAGCUCGUGAUUGACAGACUACUGCUUCUUCUGCAAAGCUUCAAUUCAUAUGUUGACCAACUGAGGUGGAGCCACAGGAGAGAGCAGCAGAAAGGAUGCCUGUCAGUUGGUCUUGUAGUCAGAAACUACUGGAGCAAUUUAGUUCAAUUUGCCAGCCUUAAGGGGACAUUCAAAGACACUAAGAAACAGACAAAACCAAAGACAUUUGACCAUGAUGAGACAGAGACAGUGUCAUCUCUUUCCCCCCAGAUGAGCUCAAGGAGUGACAGCUGCAGACAUUGUUUAUCUGCCUGGUCUUCAACAAGCUCCUUCAAGUUUCUGCCACAGAAUCACGUACCCUCUAGUCCUACCCACAACACCCCGUGCCAUGCUAAAGCUGAUAGCUGCAAUGUAAGCUGCCAGACAGUUGAAUCAUCCCUCAUUCCCUGCGAUGCUUGCCAUCGAACGCAGUCUGUUUUGAGAAAGACAGGAAAUGCUUUGGUAGAGCUGUUUCAGAGUGAAGGGCUGCCCUCCUCUCUGCAGCCGCUCUUAGCUGCUGUGGAGGACACCCUGGAGCUGGGACAUAUGACAGCGGGGGAUGUCGCCCAGUGGGCCAACGAGCAGCUCCGGGACAUGCGCCGGCUGGCAAAACAUCUACAAGAUGUGCGGGGUACGGUGCAGCCGCUUAAAGACAGACUGGCGGCAGCAGAGAUGGAGCGGGAGAGAUUCAGGUCUCAGUUGGAAAAAGUGAGGAAAGAGUUUAAGCAAGCGACGGAAAAACACCAGGCGACCAUAGUCCAGCUAGAGUUUUCACUGAGAAAAGCACAGAGAUCCAUGAAAGAAACAGAGCAAAGGCUGCAAGAGGAGCAAGAACAACUCAAGAGAGAAACUUUGUCCUUGGAGGAGAGUAAUUCCAGACUGAGAAAGAAAGUAGCAGGACAGCAAGAUAUAUUACAAGCACUUGAAUGUGAAAAGAAUGCGCUGCAGGAUAAAGUGAAGUCCUUGCACAUAAAUGAAGAGGCCUGCUGUAAACUACGACGAAGGAUCCAGCAACUAGAGAGUCAAAUCUCUGAAACUCAAGUGCUUCUGGACAAAGAGAACGCCAAGUACCACAGCGCUUGUCGUCAGCAAGAGUCAAUGCAGGCAAAGCAGAAGUCUUUGUUGGAGAGAGUGGACGCUCUUGAUGAGGAGUGUGAACAGCUGCAGAGGGAGUUGGGAGAGAGGGAAGAGAGACAGGUCAGCCUACACAAUGAGCUGCAACAGAUGUCAGAGGAGAGGGACCAGCUACAGUCUCAGCUCACUCAACAGCAGGACUUAUGUUUAGAGCUCCAAAAGGAGAAGCAGGUAUUAGGAACAAACAUAAGCGAGCUAAGGAACAGUGUGGCUGAGCUGAAGGCAAAUGUUCAGUCCUUAAAGGAGAGAGAGAGGCUUUUGGUGGCGUUCCCGGAGCUCAGCCCCCUGCCUCAGGCCCAACCACAGAGUACAGGAAAUGUGCUUUUGGAUAUGGAGCAACAGCUGGAGGCAAACAGCAUCCGUAUAAAAGUUCUGGAGAGGGAAAAUGCUACCCUGCACAGCAGCCUUGAGAAGCUGAGAGAAAGAGCACAACAUAAUGCUGCAAGGGAAGCUUCACCUCAGCAAACAUGGAGUCCCUCUCUUCCCACCACGCCAGUGGCCAAACAACAAAAUCACUUGACACUAAUGCAGAGCAGUCCACUGCAGAGCAGCAGUGCGGCACAACUGGGACACAGUAACAGAGGGAAGGAAGCGGGAGGAGGAGAAAGUGGUCUGAAGUCAGCCGGGUCAGAGGAUCGUGUGUACACUAAUGCCGCCUCCCCCUUGUCCCCACAAAUUCACCUUCAAACCCUCCACUUCAACAAUCCACACUCUACUGCUGCUAAAGGCCGCACAAAAACACGCAGCGCCCCUCUCCUCUCUCACUCCAGAGGCCUAAAUCAGAGGAGAAAAUGAAACACUGAGGGUGUGAAUGCAUUCAGACAGUUUUACAGGCGAAGAGAACACAACUGUGUAUAAGGAUUUUUGGCAACAACUUUGUGGCUAAUUUAUUAUUUUUUACAUGUCAAUUUGCUAUGGUACAUUAUACUACACUAAUGGUUUUAUAAUUUUAUAUUGUCAUUUUCAUUGUGUACACUUACAGUGGACUACCACUGCUACCGCUGCAUCUCUCAUUAUGUGAAGUUGAAUAUGUAAUAAACUUACUGUGGAUAUAUAA
Messenger RNA from Lates calcarifer (barramundi perch), 2646 nucleotides. It is a transcript of the gene ccdc157, whose product is annotated as coiled-coil domain containing 157. Lineage: Eukaryota; Metazoa; Chordata; Actinopteri; Centropomidae. The coding region runs from base 51 to 2384 and encodes 777 amino acids. The record is from RefSeq and is a predicted model, not a curated record. The transcript is spliced from 10 exons.